CUAGUGACGACCCUACCAAAACAUCAAAUCCCAUCAAUUUUAAAUGUCACAACACCUCAAAUUAUUGUAUCCUUCUUUCAUAAAUAUAAUGGCAAAAGCUAAAUGCCACAAUUGCGAAACAAAAUGUGGCAAAGGCAAAAUAAAUCCCGAAGUUUUAACUAAAUUAGAGGACGGCUUUCGGCGACUAGCAACUUCAAAUUCCCAAUCGCUCUUAAAAAAGUACUUGACCCAAGCUGUUUUCGACAAACUUAAGAGUAAGAAGACCGGUUUUGGCUCAACACUUCUGGACUGCAUCCAGUCAGGUCUCGAAAAUCCAGACUCAAAUAUCGGUGUUUACGCACCUGACCCUGAAGCUUACACAGUUUUUGCCGAACUUUUUGACCCAAUAAUCAACGAAUACCAUGGAGGGUUUAAGAAAACAGACCAACACCCUGCUAGCACUUGGGGGGACUUGAAGUCGAUCGGAGACGUGGAUCCUGAUCAAAAAUACGUUGUUUCGACCAGGAUCAGGUGUGGACGCUCUUUGGCGGGUUAUCCCUUCAACCCUUGCUUGACUGAAGCUCAGUACAAGGAGAUGGAGAAGAAGGUGUCGGGGACUUUGAUGUCCCUAACCGGGGAACUUAAGGGAAAAUAUUACCCUUUGACGGGGAUGUCAAAAAGGGAUCAGCAGCAGUUAAUCGACGACCAUUUCCUGUUUAAGGAAGGUGAUAGGUUUUUACAAGCGGCCAAUGCUUGUCGGUUCUGGCCCACAGGCCGUGGCAUUUUCCAUAAUACGAACAAAACGUUCCUGGUUUGGCUCAAUGAGGAGGAUCACCUGAGGAUUAUCUCCAUGCAAAAGGGUGGAAACGUAGGGGAGGUCUACCAACGUUUGGUUUGUGCUGUUGAGGAGAUUGAAACCAAGUUGAAGUUUUCGCGGAGUGAUCGGUUUGGUUACUUGACUUUUUGCCCGACCAAUUUAGGUACAACGAUAAGAGCGUCAGUGCAUAUUCAAGUGCCCAAGUUGGCCAAAGAUAAGGCAAAAUUGGAAGCUGUAGCAAAUCAGUUUAAUUUGCAAGUGAGGGGGACUAGAGGAGAGCAUAGUGAAGCUGAGGAAGGUGUUUAUGAUAUUUCGAAUAGGAGGAGAUUAGGGCUUACGGAGUAUGACGCCGUCAAAGAGAUGCAUGAUGGUAUUUUGAAAAUUAUUGAAAUGGAGAGUUGCAUGUGAAUGGAAAAGUUGCAGCAAAGGAAUAACAAAUUUUCAUGUUUUUUUUUGAGAAUUGUGUGUUGUUUUUAGUAAAAAUUCAAAAGCA
Molecule: messenger RNA, 1289 nt
Organism: Tribolium castaneum (red flour beetle)
Lineage: Eukaryota; Metazoa; Arthropoda; Insecta; Coleoptera; Tenebrionidae
Product: arginine kinase
Exons: 2
Coding region: 44-1204 (386 amino acids)
Biological process (GO): phosphocreatine biosynthetic process
Molecular function (GO): creatine kinase activity
Source: RefSeq, a predicted model, not a curated record